This is a messenger RNA of Fusarium vanettenii 77-13-4, 3273 nucleotides long. RefSeq lists its product as uncharacterized. Gene Ontology annotation, molecular function: DNA binding; zinc ion binding; endonuclease activity. NCBI's taxonomy places the organism in Eukaryota, Fungi, Ascomycota, Sordariomycetes, Hypocreales, Nectriaceae. Gene Ontology annotation, biological process: regulation of DNA-templated transcription; DNA-templated transcription. Bases 1 to 3273 code for a protein of 1090 amino acids. The record is from RefSeq and is a predicted model, not a curated record. Gene Ontology annotation, cellular component: nucleus. The transcript has 7 exons.
AUGCGCCGAACAUUUCUGAGGACUCCGCAGGCAUGCGAUGCAUGUCGCCGUCGCAAGUCCAAGUGUGAUGGCAUCCGACCUCGAUGCAAGCGAUGCGCAUCCAGAGGCAUUACCUGCGUCUGGUCCACUCCAGACGCUUCUCAGGAACCCCGAGCAGCACCCCAGACACCCCGUUCCGUCACUCAAGAGCCCCAAGAAGCCAUAUCAGAGCCUCAAGUAACUGUCCGCACGCCCCAGACAGUAGCACGAGUGCCCAUCAUCGAUGCAGAGCCUCUCGACAUCACGGCCAAUGGCCUCAAGGCAUGCCUGAGUCUCUUUUUUGAUAGACACUUUGCUAGUGACUUUUGCUCUUUUGAUCACCGACCGGAUUUUGAGCAAAAAUGCAUGCAGCAUCCUCUUCUUUCGGCCACAGUCGUGGCUCUCUGCGGCCGUUACCUCGAACCUCAGGAUGCACUCUCCUUGUUCCAGCUUCCGACUGGCGCUGCCGUCUCCAAGAACUAUCUUCAUCAAGCCCGGUUCCUGGCAAAGAUGUCGUCGGAUCAGCCGACCGUCUCUAACAUUCAGGGUAACCUCUUGCUUGCCCAAGCCGAACUCCUCUCCAAUUCUGGAUCCCGGCAUUGGCUCUUUGCUGGAACAGCUAUCCGGAUGGCUGAGAUCAUGCGCCUCAACAAGGACUUUCACAAGAAGCACAGUCUCAAAGAGCAGGAAGUGCGUCGACGCACCCUCUGGGCUUGUCUCAUAUUCGAUAGAGCGUUGUCCUAUUUCCUCGCCAAACAUCGCACCAUUGACCUUGAGAAUGUCGGCAUACCCGUACCUAGCAAUGACGCAUCGUUGGUCUAUCAUGAAGAGACUAGAGGUGUCACUCUUGGCGAUCUCUCAACUUAUCGUCGUCCAUCCGACCUAGGCCUGAGCCCGUAUCUUAUCAAGACGGUUUGCCUGUGGAGUGACAUGGCCGACUUUGCUGUGUACUCGCGGAGGAACCUUGACAAGUUUGCACCCACGGAUCCCCGAAGCAUUCUCGCCGUUCGGUACCAUGCUCUCCAGAAUUGGAGCGAGUCACUGCAUCCUAGCCUCUGCUGGAGCACAGCGAAUUUUCACGAUCAGUGUACUCUUGGUGCGGGAACAACCUUUGUUGCCAUGCACUUUUUGCUCCGCAGUGCUGCCUGUGUUGCCCAUCAAUGUUAUCUGCCUCAUCUAGCCAUGUUCACACAGCUCUGUGACCUCGUCGAUGGCGCUGGAUGGUCCUACCUACACAGAGAGCAGUCACUUCUGGAUGUCUGUGUCUCGAAUGCCCUGAAAAUCGGUGAAAUGCUUUCCUACCUAGCGGACCAAGAACAAGGAGGCAUGUUCGGUCACUCUUCACUACAGACCAUCUGGGUCGCAUCCUCACUGCUCAUUGCUGCCAAUACUUUUCUCUGGCUUGAGUACGCCCAGGAUGAAUCCUAUUCGGGUGAAGACAUCCAGCAGAAAGCCAAGACCUACUUCCAACUGGCUGAGCAGCUCAUAUCCUCGUGGGUAUCCGAGUGGAAGGCCGCCAAACAAUGGCUGAUGGCCUUCAAUGUGAUGAAGACCCUGUACAAGGCUGGCUACCGGGGUGAGAUCCACGAAGACAUGCUCAGCCCAGGAUCGUCCCAUUCUGAUGAUGAUUCCGCCGAUGACUUCCGGCCUCAGCCUGGAGACGGGUACCCGUCACUCAUCUCCCUUCCACACCUGCAGGCUUCUAUCAAAUUUGCCACAGGUGAUACUUCGGCCAAGCUAAUCGAUAUGCAAUCUAUCUGGCUGCAACUCUCUAAUGGCUGGCCCUAUGGGUUUAGUGCGCCAGCGUGUUUAUUAACAUCAGCUGGUGCUAGUGACGCGCAGCGGGCAAAGCGUGUCGCCGAAGAUAUGGCCGCACCUCUCGGCGACGAGAAAGUCAGUUACUCGCGAUCAUCUAGUGUCACCAUGACCAGCAGAGGCCAAGAGAGUGGGGAGGAUGAGGAGGAUAUCGCCUACCUAUUUACCUGCUCUGUGAUACCUUUCGGCAAAUCUCUUUUAUGCCCACCGCGCAUCGGCCGUGCUUCCUCUGGCGCGAUUAUUACAAAUCCGAUCGUUGUUCUGGAUGAUGAUGAUAUACCUAUCUUUAUUUCUGACGACGAAGAUGCUGGAGGCAUCAACAACGGCAAGGGCAAGGCAAGAGCUGUUGUUCAUGCUCCGCACACGUUUAGGCCACACGGAAGUCCAUGGCUUUGCCCCCUUCUUCCUCCUCAACAAUGCGGACUUGCAGACACUUCUCAGAAGGGUGAUGAGGGCAGCCAGUCUCGGGCAGAGGCUUUGCCUGUCCGCGAGAAGGAUUUCGGUGGCAAGAGUGAUAGCGACGACCUUCCUUCCGUGGGUCAACUCAGACUCAGGAACAGGAAGAAGCGGGCAAGAGCUCAAUCCCCAACUACCUAUGGAUUCCCCGGGCCCCUCGACCAGAAGACGCCAUGGUACCGUUCACACCGCAGCAUCCUCAUCCUCAACGUCGGCACUAGGACCAGCCCUAGAAUCAGGGUCAUCGACGAGUUCAUCGCGCCCGGCGCCAAAAUCACCACCAAGUUUGAGGAGACUCAAUGUUUCACUGGCAUCUUCCAUGCCAUCCCUAAUGCAUCCCUCACAUUGUGCAUCCAGGCGGCGACGCCUGCCAAGCGACACGACAGAGAGAAGAUUUGGUAUAUGACAUAUACCCUCUCUCUCAACGCCUUCCGCACCAAUAAUCGGCCACACAGAAAGACUUUGUUGGUCACCGAGAGGCAAACCCUGGCCGAAUUUCAAGAUUCCCUCACCGGGUACACGGCGACGAGCCACAUCUGCAACUGGGCGCUUUGCAUCAACCCAUUACACGUCGCCUCUGAGCAAAAGUCCGCCAAUCGAGAACGGAACAAGUGUUUUCAGCGUGCCAAAGAGAACGCCAACAAGGGCCAGCCUGUCGCGAGACACUGCAAUAUGCACACCCCUCCCUGCCUCCUGCAAAACGCAGCCACGCCUCUCGCAUCGAAGGUGCUGGCGGAGUACGAAACGCUCGGCAACACGAUUCCUCAGGAGCUCCCCGCCCAAACAAGAUCGGCUGAAGGCCCAGGUGCAUUUGUCGAUAAGCCCACCAUAUUCAAAUGGAAUGGAGACAUACGUAAGGUAGAGCGCGAGGUCGCACUACCUCGAGUUGAGGAUGAAGUCCAGCAAGGCAAGCCCCAGGAGCUUGAGUGCAGUUCUUCGGGAUUUGGCCGCCUUGUUCACCAGUUUAUGACAUCCAUGGAUUGA